AUGAUGGAAAAUGUUUUAGAUGCUGAAUUGGAAGAGGGAAAUGAAAAUGCAGUGAGGACUCGCAAGAAGUGCCCCACAACAAAGUUCAGGCGUAAUGAAAAAGGGGAAUUUCCACUCCACACAGCGUGUAUCAGUGGCAAUUUGGCGCUUGUCAGAAAACUUCUGGAGCAGGGUCACCCGGUGAAUGUUCGGGACCACAACGGGUGGCUGCCGCUGCACGAAGCCUGCAACUUCGGCUACCUGGAGAUUGUGGAGGAGUUACUGAAUAAAGGGGCUGCCAUCAACGACAAGGGGACGGACGGGUGUGAUGGCAUGACGCCCUUGCUGGACGCUGCCUCUUGCGGCAACCUCAGUGUCAUGAACCUGCUCCUGCAACGUGGCGCUUCUCCAGUCAUGAGGACCAAUAAGGGAGAGACAGUUUUGGACUGUCUGGUCGCCUGGCGGAAACGUUACAUCAGGGACGAGAAGAGAGAUUUGGAUCCAGACACCCUCAAUCAGUACAAUGAUCUGGUCAAGACGUUAGGAGCGGCUCUCAAAAAAGCCGGCCAUAAACCAGAAUCUGACAAGAGAUCUCCUUCUCCUCCUUCAUAUUCUGCCAGCCAACCAAAAUCUGCAAGGAGAUCAACAGGAAGUGACUUUAGAGACAAAAUCACUCGAAGAUCAGGUCCAUCAAGUUCUUCAUUGGGGAAUUUUGAUGAUCAGGAUUUACGCCAGAGGAAGAGUCACACCAACCACGACCUAGUGUCCAGACCUUCGAGUAGUUCCUUGCGAAGGAGUAUAGAUGACGUUACACUCGUUCAAGACAGAAACGCAGCCAGAGAGUAUGAGGAUGCGAUGAAGGCUCUACGACGUAAGCCUGUGCUUCAACCAUCGUCAAGCUCACCUACGGAGAGUAAAAGUGCGUUGUUGGACGAGAAUGAGUUGGUGGACGAUUGGCUGAUUGAUGAUUUGGCUGUGAAUGCCAACCGAGGGGUGAAGCGACGGAGGAUGCACGAGUUUGACGGGGAACCACAGAGACGACCGAACCGCCUGGCAGUGACCGAUCACGGCGGUGGUAGGACCAUGGAAACCGAGCGAAGAAACAAUUUCCGUCCAGUCAGUCCUGUCAACAUGGAGUCUGAUUCAAAUGAUUCGGAACGUAAUCAGCAAGUGGAGGAUGUGAAUGAUAAUGAGAACUUGGCUGAACUAUCUGAACUACUUUCAUCUGAUGAACCAACCUCACAACAUCGUAGUCAGCCACUCGAGAGCACUCCAGUCUCUCGACACGGGAGUUCCUACCAAGUGCCUUUGUCCGUUUUCGGAGUGGUCCGCAAUCCUGUACCUCGCCAACCUGAACCGGAAAUGACUGUUGGUAAUACACUGCCAGGAAGUCAACCUGCCGCAGUUAAUCAAGUCAUACAUCAGCCUCCUCCUCAGGUCUCUCAGAUGGCUCCACCUUCAAUAAAAGUUCCCGGAGUGGAAGGAAAACUCCUAUUGGUUCCAUUGCCGAUAACCUCUGCUGAGCCUCUCACCAUAGCAUGGCUUGCUGAGGAAGCGGCAAAGCGUUAUUACAGCUUUGAAGGCAUGGAGCCCAAACUGAGUCUGACAACAGAGGACGGUGCCAUGUUGGCUCCCCAAGACCCGGUGACACUGCUGCUCUCUUACCGGGAAGUGAAUGGAGUUGUCAUGUCCUGGAAAAUGCAUCCCAUCACUGAACGCUACCGGGAGGCCUGCUUGGAGCUGGGAACAGAUGUGGAUGAGUACCUGGAGAGGAGUCUGGGACAUCAGCCAGGCAUCGUUCUCUCUGAACCUGAAAGGCUGUUCGCUGGAUUGCUCCGAUGUUGGACCCUGUGUUCCGAGCCUCACUGCAUCAGACUUCGCUCCAACACUUAA
This is a messenger RNA of Homalodisca vitripennis (glassy-winged sharpshooter), 1872 nucleotides long. RefSeq names its product tonsoku-like protein. The coding region runs from base 1 to 1872 and encodes 623 amino acids. Gene Ontology annotation, molecular function: protein binding. The record is from RefSeq and is a predicted model, not a curated record. The transcript has 11 exons. Lineage: Eukaryota; Metazoa; Arthropoda; Insecta; Hemiptera; Cicadellidae.